Molecule: messenger RNA, 4710 nt
Organism: Anopheles nili
Lineage: Eukaryota; Metazoa; Arthropoda; Insecta; Diptera; Culicidae
Product: apoptosis-resistant E3 ubiquitin protein ligase 1
Exons: 9
Coding region: 1-2976 (991 amino acids)
Biological process (GO): positive regulation of protein catabolic process; negative regulation of apoptotic process; protein polyubiquitination
Molecular function (GO): ubiquitin-protein transferase activity
Source: RefSeq, a predicted model, not a curated record
AUGCUAGUACGGUGUAUUAAAAUCCUUGUAGCAGUCAUGCUUAGUCUGACGUUUACCAUCUCACUGUCGAAGCUGGUGCUGUGCGUGUGGAAUGGCUGGUUCAACGCGGAUGCAGCAGAUUACGAAAUUUUCGCAUCCUACCCGGGUUUGGGCCCGUCCUCGGCACCAUCAACGUCGACUUCUGCCGGCGGUUCCCAGCAACGGCGCACUCCCACCAUCGUGGACGAGUGGCUCGACCACAAUCAGCUGGGCAAAUACAAGCAGCUCUUCCGUGACAAAGGUAUCUCCACACUCUCGAGCUGCGGGGAUCCUGAGCGCCUACCGGAGCUGCCACCGGGAGACGAACAGCGUCUUCAGCGAGCGGCCUUGAAUCUACAACAGAAACUUAUUCUUCGCGAGUGGCUUAAGGAGCAUCGAUUGCAACAUCAUUACUCCAGAUUGGUCGCCAUCGAGGUGACAGCACUGGAAGAUGUAUACUGGCUAGAGGACUCUCGGGCGAGCCAGAUCCUUGGCAAGGACUGGCCCGUCUGGUCCAGCGCACGACAGAAACUGCCAACCUCCAAAGCCAACCUGGAAGCCUUAAAAGCCGACCUAUGGUCGACGGUUGUCAAGUCGAGCCAACAUCAGGAUGCCUGGACCUGGGGUGGUAUGCUGGUGGUGUCGGUGUCGGUGGCCGGCCUCGUCACACUGGCGGCCAUGACACAGCCCUCACUCGCACCAGAAGCUCGCCAUUCGCUACUGCAGUACGUCACCGGAAAGUAUCUGCUGCCGGCUAACUGCAAAGUACAUUGGGACUGGUCUGACCCAGCUCGUGUUGGCGGAACGAUGUGCUUCACUGUGCGAUUCCAUCAGCGUAAUGGCCAGGCAUAUCCCAUCUGUGAUACGGAUCAGUUCUUCGUCGAAGUCACCGAGGGCACGCGCAAAAUCGUCACGAUCAGCGAACUUGGCUCACCGACCGAUCCGAACAAUGCCAACAUAGCGAAGGUCAAGUUCACGGUGCGUACUGCCGGUCAGUAUAAGAUCUCGGUGCUCAUCGGUUCUAGCCACAUCGCGGGUAGUCCCUUCCUGAAGACCUUCGCACCAGGACCAAUGGACGCUCGGCGGUCUCGACUAAUCCGCCCAGCUAGCACCGUUGUCUGUUGUGCCGGUGCUCCAACAUUCCUGCACAUCGAGCCGAGGGACGAACACGGCAACACCUGCCAGUUUGAGACGGACUGUGACCCCAUCAAGGGGUACAGCAUCGACAUAUUCGACCUGUACGGUCACCAUAAUGAUAAGUUUGCAAGCGCGGUCUCCUUCUCAUACGACAAGGUGAAUGCGCGCAUUAGUCUGACUGCCCUCUUUCCGGAGCCAGUGUGCCUGCGGGCCGUGGUCAGCUACGAGGCUCACCCGAUCCCUAACGGAGACUUCGACAUCAUCGUGCUCAGCAGCAGUGACACGACGUUGGUGCACAAGAACAUUGCCUCGCGCAAACACAACAUCUGCUACGAGGCCAAACUGUUCAGCAUCUACGGGCAGCAACGGUGGACCAAACCCCGCAAAGUGCUCUGCUACGUUGGACCCAAACAGGUCACAAUCAAGGAGAUGAUCCUUAAAAUCAUUCCCAAGCGUAUCGCGACCUUUCGCCUUUGUCCUUCCACUAAAUUCCAUUUUCUUCCGCCUUCGACCAUUCAAAUGAACAACAGCCACGGUGCGAUAUUCAUCAUCGACGAUGGCUGCCAGCCAAAGAUAGAGCUGGCGUCUAAGGAGCGCAACGUCAUCGCGGCUACCUUCACGCAUUUCCUGCUGAAGAACAUCGGUGGAUCGGAGACAUUCAAGGAUAAGCAGGAUUUCUUCUACCACGAAGUACGCAAGUUCCAUUCCAACUACUACCACGAGAAACUGUCGUUGAAAGUUCAGCGAGACAAGAUCCUGGAGUCAAGCAUGAAAGCGACGAAGAAUUUCUCGGUAUCCGAUUGGUGCGGUAACUUUGAGGUCACAUUCCAGGGUGAACAAGGCAUCGAUUGGGGUGGCUUGAGACGCGAAUGGUUCGAGCUGGUGUGCAGCGCUCUAUUUGACCCCCGUGGUGGUCUUUUCUGUACAUUCCACGACAAGCGGCAGGCCUUGGUUCAUCCGAACCCAAAUCGGCCCCCUCACCUGAAGUUGAAGCACUUCGAAUUCGCCGGCAAAGUCGUAGGCAAGUGCCUGUAUGAGUCCGCCCUUGGUGGCACGUACCGACAGCUGGUACGGGCUCGUUUCUCUCGUUCCUUUUUGGCGCAAUUGAUUGGUCUGCGAGUCCACUACAAAUACUUCGAGCAGGACGAUCCAGAUUUGUAUCUGUCUAAGAUAAAGUACAUCCUCGAGACCGAUCUGGACACAAGUGACAACUUGGAGCUGUACUUCGUCGAAGAGAUGUACGACCAGAGUGGCCAACUGCAAAAGACCGUGGAGCUCAUUCCAAAUGGAGCCAAGGUGCGCGUGACUAACGCUACCAAGAACCAGUACCUAGACGCGCUAGCACAACAGCGUUUGUGUAAUAAUGUUCGUGAGGAAGUUGAUAGCUUCCUCAAGGGGCUGAAUGGAAUCAUUCCCGACAAUUUGUUAAGUAUUUUCGAUGAAAACGAACUUGAGUUACUUCUCUGCGGCACUGGAGAAUAUUCUAUCGCUGACUUCCGUGCAAAUCACAUCGUCAAUGGAGGCUCGGCAGAGUUUCGGCGCGUUCUUGGUUGGUUCUGGGCUGCUGUAGGGAAUUUUUCGCAAACAGAAAUGGCUCGUCUAUUGCAAUUCACCACCGGUUGCUCGCAGCUGCCUCCAGGAGGAUUCCAGGAGCUGAACCCUAGGUUUCAAAUAACUGCGGCUCCGACAUUUGGCAAUCUUCCAACUGCCCACACUUGCUUCAACCAGCUUUGCUUGCCCGACUACGAAAGUUACGAGCAUUUUGAGAAAGCUCUCAUGUUUGCUAUCAGCGAAGGUACCGAAGGAUUCGGCAUGGUCUAAACGUCAUGAGGCAAACUUUGGAAACUUCUUGCUAGGAUACUACUGAUGUUCUCUGGCCCCUCGGAAAUGGCACUACUGUACUCGAUUCGCUUUCUCUCAGAUGCCAAAGUUCCAGAUUCCAGAUUCGUCUACUUCUUUUUCUACAUUCCCCAUCCAUUCUGUUUCAUCGGACCAUUAUUCAGAUCAUUGCUCCCACAUUUCUCUACCAUGCCAUUUCAAAUUGUUCUGUACUCAGUGCCAAAUCCUAUCUUUAACAACCUUUACAAGACCAUCAAAAAGCCUACCGGCAUCGAUACUAGAGAAUUGCGUUAUUCGAAUUGGAAUUGAAAAAAUUAACCACAACUACAAGCAAACUUAACGUUCAGUAGCAUUCAAUUCUAACGAUCCUAGAGCAUGUUCCACGAUCACACACUUUUCCAGGUGUGCGCUUCCAUUAGGGGCCUCGUUGCAUACGCUGCACUAAACAUGUCCGUUCGAUGCUUAUGCUGCAUAGUUGUUGCGUUGAGAGCAAUAUUUAGCGGAUACGAGUAGUGUUGCUGAUAGCCGUAGGCCAACCUAGGCUGAUUAAGAAAGCUGCCGAUGUUUGUACCACCCUUUAUGUCAUUCCGUGGUUUGAUUGUGUUGCCCAUUUGCACACCUCUAGCAGUGUGAUCCUAACUCAGUAUUGAGUUUAGCAAAAUACUAAGAAAACCCUUCUGCAAGCAGAAUACAAUUAGGUAUAAAUUCUAUCUUUGACCGAUAGAGAAAAAGAAAAAAUAUGAAAACCGAAUACAAGCAAACGUGCUAAUUCUGUGAUACUUGAGAAAACAAAAUGCUAAGCCAAGUAAAACUACUUCUUAUACCAAUCAAACAUACAAAACUCUAGUGCUUAGGAAUUUGAACUCCGAACGGAGUGAUGUAUCCGGCACUAUCUUGAAUAAGUGCUCUCUGACUAAAAAUGGAGAGUGAUGUCAAAGGCCGCCAUUUGAAGCUACUAAUCGUUGAACAUAUUUAUCGUACAAUUAUGAAACACUCGUUUUCUUCCGAGACUGGGCUAUUAAUCCCAGAAGGCCUCAGAAUGUAUUGAGGAAUAACGGUCAAAAUCCAAAGCUUUUAAUUCGAGUUCAAAAUUUAGGUACUAAAUAUUUAAUCUACUUACUGGAUACUAAUUAUAUAAAAUCUAUUACACAAGUACACUGUAGGGCCUACUAGAGUAACAUUGUCGAGAAUGAAGUAGGAUCGAUGGGAACAUUUUCGGAAAAAAUACUUUUCGUUACCAUAUUGCAAUGAUGGCUGAGGAACAGAUAAAAUUUUACAAAAUCAAAAACCCCCUUUAAAAAUAAACCCCAUUCCAUCGCGUCCAUUGUUGACGCGAUUGGAAGAUAAGAUUUUCGAAUUCAGCGAAUAUUUGUAAACCAACACCAUGCAGCAUGCAUUUCAGAGAGCAGCUGCUCCUCGUCAAACAAUCUGCCACCGGUGCGCUUAGCAAAAUGAGGUGGGUAAUUUUUGACCAGGUUUGAUGAUAAUUGUUCGGAUUUUCUGUAUGAGAUCAUAGUGCUGUCUCGGAAAGCAAUAAAUACAUUUUCACGCAAACUUGUGACACACGAAGAGGUGUGAAGAUUUGGUAGAAUUGUUAAGAAAGUAGUAAACGAAGGGGAAAGUAGACGAACGCAAUCUCUUAGGUGUCACUCUUGGAACAGGGAGAACCCCCAAUGUUUCGAAUGAAUGAGUGAAAUAAAUAUUAGUACAUAAUCG